This is a messenger RNA of Clonostachys rhizophaga, 534 nucleotides long. Lineage: Eukaryota; Fungi; Ascomycota; Sordariomycetes; Hypocreales; Bionectriaceae. The record is from the annotation of a GenBank genome assembly.
AUGCGAGGCCAACAAGUUAUGGAGAGAAUUAUCCAGCGCAAGUUUCGCAAUCCUAAACUGCUAGAGGAAGCUCUCAUAGCAGCAGGGGCUGAUGUUGAGCCCCCAAAGAACAAUAAGAAGCGACAAGGAAACAAAAGACUUGCUCUAAUCGGCGAUGCCGUCCUGAGGCUCACUCUUGUUGAUGACGGGAUCUUGCUGGGGAAAACUACUGGGCAGUGUCAAAGUAUCUGUUCGGCUGAAGCCUCAAACGCUGCUCUGUUUCAAAUUGAAGAGCAACAUCACCUCGCGCCAUUUAUUCAGACAUCUCCGGCGCAAAAGGGUCAUGUGUCUCCAAUCACAGGUGCUACUACUGUUGAGGCGCUCGUUGGCGCAGUCUGGCUCGACUGCGGUCGAAACUAUGCUCACGUACAUGAGAUUAUCCAUGGUCUUGGCGUUGGCGAAAGUCUCUUGAACGACCGUAAUCAUACCUAUGGGCCCCAGGUACCACAUGAGGAACAGAGCCGUGUUGAGGCAGGAUCUCACGCAUUGACCUAG